AGUGCAGGUGAGGCGGCCGGGCUCGGCCCGACCCCUGCCCGUCCGUCAGCCUGCGCGGGCUCCGAGAUCCCGCGUCCUCCGCAGGACCGCCCCCCGCGCCCUUCUCUCUAGCUCCAGGAAGGAACCCCGGAUGUUGGUUUUCGCUUUGCUUCCUACAUCGCUAAUUCCAUGGUGCUGCAGAAGGAGCCUGCGGGGGCAGUGAUUUGGGGCUAUGGAGUGUCCGGAGCCACAGUGACAGUGACUCUGUGCCAAGAUCAGGAAACCACCAUGAAGAAAGUGACCAGUGUGCAAGCACACUCUAAUAGCUGGAUGGUGGUACUGGAUCCUAUGAAGCCUGGUGGACCUUAUGAAGUGAUGGCACAGCAGAUUCUUGGGAGGAAGAACUUCACCCUGAGAAUUCAUGAUGUCUUAUUUGGAGAUGUCUGGCUUUGCAGUGGGCAAAGUAACAUGCAAAUGACUGUUUCACAGAUAUUUAAUGCCACAAGCGAGCUGUCGAACACAGCUGCCUAUCAGUCUGUCCGCAUCCUCUCCGUGUCUCUCAGCCAGGCUCAGCAGGAGCUGGAGGACCUUGCCAAGGUUGAUUUGCAGUGGUCCAAGCCCACCUCGGAAAACUUGGGCCACGGCAAUUUCACGUACAUGUCAGCAGUGUGCUGGCUCUUUGGGCGUUACCUGCAUGACACUCUGCGGUAUCCCGUGGGGCUGCUCUCCUCCUCGUGGGCCGGGACGCCCAUUGAAGCCUGGUCGUCUGGAAGGUCACUGAAAGCCUGUGGGGUCCCGAGGCAAGGGUUCGUGCCAUCUGAUCCUGAAGCUGGUCCCAGCGAACACUCAGUUCUCUGGAAUGCCAUGAUCCAUCCGCUCCGUAAUAUGACCCUGAAAGGGGUGAUAUGGUACCAGGGGGAGUCCAACGUAAACUUUAACAGGGACCUGUACAAUUGUACGUUCCCUGCACUCGUUGAAGACUGGCGCCAGACCUUCCACGAUGGCUCCCAGGGGCAGACAGAGCGCUUCUUCCCAUUUGGAUUUGUCCAGUUAUCUUCAUAUUUGUCUGGUGCAACCCCAAGUGAUGGGCUUCCCCAGAUCCGUUGGCAUCAAACAGCAGACUUUGGCUAUGUCCCUAACCUAAGGAUGCCCAAUACUUUCAUGGCUGUAGCUAUGGAUCUCUGUGACAGGAAUUCGCCUUUUGGCAGCACACACCCUCGAGAUAAGCAGACGGUGGCCUACAGGCUGCACCUGGGGGCCCGUGCCGUGGCUUAUGGGGCGAAGUUGACCUUUCAAGGCCCACUGCCUCAGAAGAUAGAACUCCUGGGCAACAUGGGGCUGCUCAACCUCACAUAUUCCCAGCCAAUCCAGGUGCAGAGGCACAGCAACAAGAUAUUUGAGAUCUCCUGUUGCAGUGACCAUCAGUGCAAGUGGCUUCCAGCUCCCAUGGACGCUUUCUCCACCCAGACGCUGGCCCUGAAUGUCACGUCUUGUCAUGACAACCUGGUUGCUGUUCGCUAUGCGUGGACCACGUGGCCCUGUGAAUAUAAGCAGUGUCCCCUGUACCACCCCACCAGUGCCCUGCCAGCUCCUCCCUUCACUGCUUUCAUUACAAACCAGAUUCCUGGGUAUCGCGGCAAGGUUGCUAAAUGAUUUCGUUGCGGUAUGAUCACAUCUUAGACGUAAGUGUGGAUCCUUUAGAUCUGGGCAUUUAGGAGUUUAAAUGACAGCUAUUGCUUUUUAAUGGAAAUGACUAGAACUGCCUCAUUGACAGCGCCUGGCUAGCACAUGGCUGUUUCCGUAUCCUGAGACGCCAGAGCUGGUAGGCAAAUGAAACGCUUGUCUUUUGUCCUCCAGUUGGGCCAGGUAUCUGUAUUAGACUAAUUCCAAACUACAAAUAACUUGAAUCUCAAUGUCAUUCACUUCCCUUAUUGCUGGGAGUGAAAUGUCUUUAACACUUUUGUCCCCUUACCUCCAGACCGUGGAAACUCAGGGUUGGAAGA
This is a messenger RNA of Kogia breviceps (pygmy sperm whale), 1982 nucleotides long. The record is from RefSeq and is a predicted model, not a curated record. Lineage: Eukaryota; Metazoa; Chordata; Mammalia; Artiodactyla; Physeteridae.